UUGGACUUGCUGUUUUGGGCCCGAGGUCAGGCCCGCAGGCCUAGUUACAUGUCGAAGCCUGACCGGGGUGCRGGCCGGACCGUCAGACUACCCGGCCCAUGAACAGGUCGAAGCAGUACCAUAGUUUACUUUGUAGGCUUUCCAUGGGAGGCCCACUUUGCAAAACGAGAAGCUCGGUCCGUGAAAGCCCUCCCAAACAAGCGAUUAGUGGUUUAUUGAUAGCGGUUCAGUGAAAGUUAGCUCAAUAAAAGCUGGGGCCCUCUCAAACGGGCCCGUACCUCUGUGAUCGGAGCAGCUUUCCAGCUCCAUGUGCGUUCCGGUUUUAAAACAUUGCUUUCUUUGCUAGUUACUUUGACUUACCUCCCUGAGAGAACUCGACAGCUCUCAGAAGUUGUGUUCUCCUGUUUUACAACAAUGGCGGAAAUCUCAGAAGCUCGGGAGACAGCAACAAAUACCUCCCAUGGAGAAACUGUUACCGACUUCGACCCCAAGACAAUGCGAAAGACGAAGCCAGGGCUCAAGCGACUGAUUCUGAUACUAUCAGUUCUCUUCUCUUUCUUCUUAGGUGCUCCGUUUUUGCUGAAAUCAAUAGAGAUAUACCGUUCACCACUGCCAUUUCGCGAAAUUGAUAUGUUACUGAACCAUCUUGAAUCGAAACCUUUGUCCCUUCCUUGCCGUUUUCAGGUUGUUUUUCUGGGUUUUUAUGGCCAUAAUUCCGAUGAGUCUCGUGCGGAUGAACUAGGGUUGUUGAUUCGAGAGCGAAUGAGAAAGUUGACCGGUAAUGAUCCGGUCUGUGGUGGUUGUGGCAAUAAUUAUCCUGUUUCGGUGAUGGUUGAUUCCAGCUUGGACUGCAUUCCAAAUAGAAAUGAUGCUGGGUGUUUGUGGCGUUGUGGAAACGGGGAUGUUUCUGGGUUCCUUGAGAGCUUGAGGGAUGAUGAGGCUUUUGAUGAACUAUUAGAAUCUCUUUUGCAGCGAGAUGGGGGUUGUUCGGAUUCCAGUGGGAAAGUUUACACUGUUGUGGUGGUAAAUAGAGACAAAGAGACCAGGGUUGUGGUGGGAAAGCAUCGACACGCUUGGAUUGUUGGUAAAGUUUCAGAGAUGGAUGCGGUUUCAAUCACUGCCGAUAUUUUUGUGAAGUUCUUUAUGAAUGGUGGGAAGAAAGAAGGGUUGGUUCGGGCAGAGUUCAUGCCAGUUGGUGCAGAUGGAAGGGUCGUUCUUUCUUUCAGCCUUCUAAAUGCUGAUCCACAUGAUUGGAUUUAUGACUGGGAUUUUCAAGAGAUAGAUGAAACUAUGUUGGCCCCUGUUAUAGAGGCUUUGGCUCCAGUUGCAGAUACAAGUGUGGAAAGUCAAGUGUUAUACCAUACUCCAAAGUCAUCAUUUUCUUAUUGGGAUGAGAAGUUGGCCAGCUACAUCUUUAGUACCAAAGAUCUACCUUUCUUUGUGAAUUCAAAUGAAUGGCACUUGGAUACCUCUAUUGCAGCUGGUGGGCGGUCAAAAAUCUUGCAAUUUGUGAUAUACAUACCAUCUGCAAAGGAGUGCCCUCUUCUGCUACAACUUCCAAAUGGAGAAAUUUCGACAACAAAUGGAUUUAUAUCUCCAAUGUGGGGAGGUGUUGUUGUCUGGAACUCUCCAAAUUGUCUGAAGGAUCAAGAAAGUGGGAAUCAUACCAUACGCACAAUAUCCACACAGGAUCUUGAGAAGGUCUUUGAAGUUUUCAUUGGACAACUUCGGCAACUUUUCGGUCUUAACUCAGACAACCUUAAAGUUGCUGGGUCAGGCAUCUCCAACUUUUUAGCUAGUCAAAGUGGCUUUACAGAAUGGGAAUUGGAUGUGUUGUCACGGCAUCACACAUGUUUUAAUCUUCUUUCAUGUGCAACAACCCUUGGUUCUCUUUCUAGAUUGGUCCAAUCACUUCCAAGAAUGAUUAUCAUGGAUGAAAUAGGAAAACAGGUAAAGUUCUCUCUCAAAGCUGCAAGUUUGGCUCAAGAGAAUGCCUCUCUCGGGAUCUAUGAUGCUUCAGCUGUUUCAUCAAGGCAAUCAAGGGUUCUAGCAGAGGAUGCAUUCUUUCAUCCAUCCAUUAUGUCUGUUAGCUAUUACUCCUUUGAGCAUUGCUUUGCCAUAUACACGCCCUUCUUUUUGCCAGUUACAUUACACAUCAUCCUUGCAGCCCUCAAAGAGUGGAGACGGUACAAGAAAGAGCAGGCAAAGUACUUGGCAUGGAAAGCUAAAGCAGAACCGCAAUCCUAAUCAUCUUACUGGCAUUCAAAUUGUCAUUCUCAUGCAUCAGAUCUCUAUUUAAACGACACUAGCAGUCAAAGGGCUAAUGAGAGAUGAAACAUCCCGUUCACCAUGAUCAUAUAGCUAUUGUCAGCGGAAGGGUAUUAGCAGUAUUUCUCCUGCUAGCCCUUUAUUGUUUCUAUUCUGUGCACAUUCAAGGGUACAAAUUGAUUACAAUUGCCUGUUAGCUGAGGUGAAUGUAAAAUUUUCUGCAAAAGGUAAUGUCAUAUUUCUCUGUUUCUUUACAGUGAAGAAAAUACUAACUGUUAACUUUUAUUCCAAAGUAAUACAAAAGUAGAAUAUCAAAUACCCUCGAA
Molecule: messenger RNA, 2594 nt
Organism: Nelumbo nucifera (sacred lotus)
Lineage: Eukaryota; Viridiplantae; Streptophyta; Magnoliopsida; Proteales; Nelumbonaceae
Product: GPI transamidase component PIG-S-like protein
Biological process (GO): attachment of GPI anchor to protein
Cellular component (GO): GPI-anchor transamidase complex
Source: RefSeq, a predicted model, not a curated record